Molecule: messenger RNA, 1516 nt
Organism: Hippopotamus amphibius kiboko
Lineage: Eukaryota; Metazoa; Chordata; Mammalia; Artiodactyla; Hippopotamidae
Gene: GPR171
Product: G protein-coupled receptor 171
Exons: 1
Coding region: 16-975 (319 amino acids)
Biological process (GO): G protein-coupled receptor signaling pathway
Cellular component (GO): membrane
Molecular function (GO): G protein-coupled purinergic nucleotide receptor activity
Source: RefSeq, a predicted model, not a curated record
UUACUUUCCCUCAAGAUGACAAACAGUUCUACCUUCUGCCCAGUUUACAGAGACCUGGAGCCAUUCACAUAUUUUUUUUAUUUAGUUUUCCUUGUUGGAAUUAUUGGAAGCUGUUUUGCAACCUGGGCUUUCACACAGAAAAACUCAAAUCACAGGUGUGUAAGCAUAUACUUAAUUAACUUGCUUACAGCCGACUUCCUGCUUACUCUGGCAUUACCAGUGAAAAUCAUUGUAGACUUGGGCGUGGCACCCUGGAAGCUGAAGAUAUUCCACUGCCAAGUAACAGCCUGCCUCAUCUACAUUAAUAUGUACUUAUCAAUCAUCUUCUUGGCAUUUGUUAGCAUUGAUCGCUGUCUUCAGCUGACACACAGCUGCAAGAUUUAUCGAAUACAAGAACCUGGAUUUGCCAAAAUGAUAUCGACUGUUGUGUGGCUAAUGGUCCUUCUUAUAAUGGUGCCAAACAUGAUAAUUCCCAUCAAAGACAUCCAGGAAAAGCCCAACGUGGGUUGCAUGGAAUUCAAAAAGGAGUUUGGAAGAAACUGGCACUUGCUGACAAACUUCAUAUGUGUAGCAAUAUUUUUAAAUUUCUCGGCCAUUAUCUUAAUAGCCAACUGCCUUGUAAUUCGGCAACUUCAAAGAAACAAAGAUAAUGAAAAUUAUCCACAUGUGAAAAAAGCUCUCAUCAACAUACUUUUGGUGACUACAGGCUAUAUCAUAUGCUUUGUUCCUUAUCACGCUGUCCGAAUCCCAUACACCCUGAGCCAGACAGAGGUCAUAUCUGACUGCUCCACAAGGAUCUCACUUUUCAAAGCCAAAGAGGCCACACUGCUCCUGGCUGUGUCCAACCUGUGUUUUGAUCCGAUCCUGUACUAUCAUCUCUCAAAAGCUUUCCGCUUAAAGGUCACUGAGACGUUUGCUUCCAAUAAGGAGACCAAGGCUCAGAAAGAAAAAUCAAGUUACGAAAGCAAUGCAUAAAAUAUGGGAUUUUUUUCAGGCUAUCAUUCUUGCCUUACUGGACAAUUAAGUGUACAAAACUACUGGGAAGGAGGAGAAAAAGAGCCUCCGUUAGGUAAAAAAUGUGGCUAGCAAAUGUGGUUUCUUGAGAAACCCUGUUUGUAAAUGCAAGUCAAGCAGUACUCUUGUGGUUGUUAAUGCUCCUUAACCCAAAUGUUUGUACAAAAAAACAAGAAACUGAAAAGCCUUACUGAACCAAUAUAAACCCUGCAAUAUCCCUGAAAUCUAAACGAGCUCUCUGACACAGACUCUGAAGUAUUCUUAAGGUAUUCAUUUAAAGGCCUGGAAAUGACUUCCUGAUAGAAAUAUGCAAAACAAUCUCUCUCUGUAAAGUGCCAGAAAGCCCUUCAGCAACACGAUUUAAAACCCUUCCGGUCACUUAAAAAAAAAAAAAAAAAAAUAGGCCAGAUGAUUUUUUACAUGAAACCACCUGUGCCUGAUUUAGUUUUAAUCCAUCACCUCACAAAUGGUAAUCUUUUAGCUCAGUACUCCAAUUUUUAAC